AUUACUUUCACAUGUAUCAUAUAUUCAUAUUAUGAGCUGGCAAGAUUCAAGAACAGUAGUGAAAGAGAUCUGGUAAAAUGGCGAGAGAGAAGAUAAGGAUAAAGAAGAUUGAUAACAUAACAGCGAGACAAGUUACUUUCUCUAAGAGAAGAAGAGGAAUCUUUAAGAAAGCCGAUGAACUUUCAGUUCUUUGCGAUGCUGAUGUUGCUCUCAUCAUCUUCUCUGCCACUGGAAAGCUCUUCGAGUUCUCUAGCUCAAGAAUGAGAGACAUAUUGGGAAGGUAUAGUCUUCAUGCAAGUAACAUCAACAAAUUGAUGGAUCCACCUUCUACUCAUCUCCAGCUUGAGAAUUGUAACCUCUCCAGACUAAGUAAGGAAGUCGAAGACAAAACCAAGCAGCUACGGAAACUGAGAGGAGAGGAUCUUGAUGGAUUGAACUUUGAAGAGUUGCAGCGGCUAGAGAAACUGCUUGAAUCCGGACUUAGCCGUGUCUCUGAAAAGAAGGGCGAGUGUGUGAUGAGCCAGAUUUCUUCACUUGAGAAACGGGGAUCGGAAUUGGUGGAUGAAAAUAAGAGACUGAGGGAUAAACUAGAGACGUUGGAAAGGGCUAAACUGAUUACGUUUAAGGAGGCUUUGGAGACAGAGUCGGUGACCACAAAUGUGUCAAGCUACGACAGUGGAGCUCCCCUUGAGGAUGACUCCGACACUUCCCUGAAGCUUGGGCUUCCAUAUUGGGAAUGAAUCUGAGAGAGAGAAAGAUCCAGCAGAGUUGACUUCGAUAUAUAUGGAAGCCCACAAAAUAUUAAGUCUACCUUUUCCCUUUCUUUCCUUUGAAAUAAGUGUUGAAAAAAAAUUGAGAUGGGAAGAAUGAAUUCUCAUUGCAUUG
Arabidopsis arenosa is the source of this 885-nucleotide messenger RNA. The record is from the annotation of a GenBank genome assembly. NCBI's taxonomy places the organism in Eukaryota, Viridiplantae, Streptophyta, Magnoliopsida, Brassicales, Brassicaceae.